UAUGGAGGCUCACGGGGGAGUGCGGGUUGAUGUGCAGCCCGUGUUCUGUGCUGUUUCCUCGCUGUCGGUAGGGAGUUCCCCGGUGCUCGGUUGUGGGAACUGGUGCAGUGUAGUUGGAGGAAGGGCCGGCCGGUGUCUCACGGAGCCAUGUUUUCCUGCGAGUAUGUGACGCCGGAGCAGCUGGCGGGGUUCGACAAGUACAAGUAUAGUGCAGUGGACACCAAUCCAUUGUCUGUAUAUGUUAUGCAUCCCUUCUGGAACUCUCUAGUUAAGAUUUUACCUACGUGGCUAGCACCGAAUCUGUUGACGUUCUCUGGUUUCAUGCUACUAGUACUUAACUUUUGUACGUUGGCCUAUUUUGACUAUGAUUUUUAUGCUUCAGGUUCAAGUUAUAAACAUGUUCCGAGUUGGGUAUGGAUUGCUGCUGGUCUGCUGAACUUCAUGGCGUAUACGUUAGAUGGAGUUGAUGGGAAGCAAGCUCGCCGGACCAGCUCGAGCACUCCUCUUGGAGAGCUCUUUGACCAUGGUUUGGACAGCUGGGCCUGCAUAUUUUUUGUAGUCACUGUCUAUUCCAUCUUUGGACGUGGGGAGGCAGGUGUCAGUGUCCUCACGCUCUUCUUCAUUCUAUGGGUGGUGCUGUUCUCCUUCAUACUUUCCCACUGGGAAAAGUACAACACAGGGAUUCUUUUCCUGCCGUGGGGAUAUGACCUUAGUCAAGUGACAAUUUCAGUUGUGUACAUCAUUACUGCUGUAGUUGGUGUUGAAGCUUGGUAUGGACCCAUCUUCCUUAAUUUACAAUACAGAGACCUUUUCAGUAUCAUGAUUCUGGGUUGUGCCUUUAUUGUCACAUUUCCUGUGAGCUUGUAUAAUGUUUUCAAAGCAUAUAGGUCUAACACCCUGAAGCACCACUCCUUUUAUGAAGCAAUGCUGCCAUUCGUUUCACCAGUAUUGCUUUUCAGUCUCUGCACACUCUGGGUCUGUACAUCGCCAUAUGACGUUAUAGAGCAACAUCCAAGAAUAGUAUACUUUUUGGUUGGUACAGCCUUUUCUAAUCUCACGUGUAAGCUCAUAGUUUGUCAGAUGAGUAAUACUCGUUGUCAGCCCCUCAGCUGGUUUCUCCUACCAUUGGCUGUAGGUGUGAUCUUUGUAAUCUCUGGUAUCUUGCGAGACAAAGAAUAUCAUCUUCUCAUUAUUUUGACUACAGUAAUAACGCUUGCACACAUUCACUAUGGAGUAUGUGUGGUGAAUCAGCUGAGCAAACAUUUUAACAUUUACGUCUUCUCAUUGAAAAAACCAAACAUUGAAUGACAGGAGGAGGAACAGAAAAUUGGCUUGCAGGCUUCAGAAGUAUUGUAAAGAAUUGCUACCCCAUGAGCCUGUGAAUGCUUCAACCGUCACUGCAAACUGUACCCCACCACCAACAGUAGAAAACAGGAGAUUCAGAUGGUCCCUCCUAAGUAUUAAGUUUCUUUUUAUAAAGAGAUAUACUGAUAAAGGUUGAUUAAUUCAAUUAAGUAUGUAAAUAGACAUGAACUGUGCACAAAGGUUGUGUGCAAUUGGCUGGCACUGGUUUUUUUUGUGAUGCUCCUUUUCAUUCAAGUUCUGUUGUACCAUUUGGACUCUUCAAUUUUUAAAAUAGAUGGUAACUUGUAUCCAAGACAAUAGACGAAGAAACAUUUUCAUCUCACUUCCAGGUUGUAGAUUCACAAUCGUUCUUGAGCAGUGUGAUUUAUAUUUGCAUUGUUUCCUUUUUUUUUCUUCAACCUGUGUUAUGAAACAUAACUACAUCUCACUUAUUACACUGGAGACUGAAUGGUCACUUGCCUGUGUAGUCUGAGUAAAAUGGCCAAUUCUGGAAAUUGCACAUUUUCACAAAGAUGUAAUAGUAAUGAGGUCUUGUGUAUAUGAGUUUGCUAAAGCCCAUAUUAAAACCCUAUUUUUGCAAAAGCUGUAACUUUCUCAAGAGAAAUUGGAUGAAAAUAUAACUUAAGUGGACUUAUCAGAAACAAAUCAAAACCUCAAAUCAAGUUCAUGUUCUCACUUCUGUUUCAAUUUUUUUUGUGGUGGUGAAUGCAUGCCGAUUUUUCUACUAUAUAGCUUUUUUAAAUGUAAGUUUGUGCUUCAAUGAAGAGUAUACUAAAAGUCUCAGAGCAAGGUAUACUUGGAAGGAACAAGCAUUACUAGCAGUUUAUUCUACAAAACCAGAGGUUUUGUUCCUAGACUCUGUUUUAGGAAAAGCAAUUUAAUAUAUUGUGUGUAUUUUCAUUUGUAGCAGUUACACUCGGUUAAGAUGAGAGGGAGCGUAGAAGGGAUAGAAUGAUCAGAUUGUCAUGCUUCAUAGUAUAAGAAUGCACUUAAUUUAAUUUGGAUCCUUGUGUUAAAUACAGUUUUUAGUCAAUGGUCUUGUUUCCAUAGAGGUACUGUAUCUAUUCCUGGCAAAGAUUGUCAUAGUAAAAUAUUCCUAUUCAUAUCAAUCACUAAUUUCUGUUCAAAAUAUUUGGAUCUUGCAAAUAGAAUCCAUUCUAAUUUUUGAUGUCAUGCUAACUAGUUUGGAUUGACUCCAGCUUCCUUUUUUAAAAGCAACUUCAACUGGCCCAAAUUAAUUAUAACAAGAUUAAAAAUAAUUGUAUUGCAACUUACAUGAAAUACUUGCAAGGCAGGUGAGCUGAUUAUAAGUUACAACUCCAAGUAUUGCUGUGUACCAUAGUUCUAUCAAUAAUUGUCUGACUAUGAAUUGAAUGUUCUGAUUAAUAUCAUGGCAAAAUAUCAAAUCUAUUUUUCCUUUUUAAAUUACCUGUAGUACAAAAGUGAAGUUUGAAUCAAUUUGAUGUAUAUUGCCUCUUUGCAUCAUUUUACAAUUUUUUUUUCUUUUUGUAAACUUGAGUAAUCAUCUUAUCACUUAUUAUUUCACCUGCGGUUUGCAUGUUUUGUUUCUGAUAUUUCAUAUGUUGUCGAAGACUAACAACGGAUGAAUAAUUAAAGAUUUUAGCUUUAAUUCAGUCCGAUUAUGAUCUGAAAGUCAGAUUCAAUCGAAGAUGGUCAAAUUAAGUACUGACUUUCAACUAAAAUACAACUAAAAGCCUACUAGUGAUUCAUAUUUGUUGUUGUAAGGAAGCCAUGAUAAAUUGUUUGACCGAGUUUUUUUUUGUUUUAUUAAAGGGUGAAACUCCUAGGCUGAAUAUUGUUAGUUUUCUUAAUGUGUGGCUUCAGAUUGCAUGUAACUUGUGCUGCCUUUUUGCUUUUCAAUUUGUAGAAGAGAUGAUUCAAUCCUCAAAGUGCAUUAGUUCAAAUCAAUGUACAGUGAUCUGGCUGAUCCAGAAAUGUUUUUGACGCCACUGCCUCUUGCUUACAUACUAGGAAUUAAGUCCUUUAGCAACUUGUCUGUUUUUCUUUGGGUUUGGAAGUAAAUGUAAGAGAAAGAAACACAUUCUGUGCCAAUUCCAGAUUUGGUCUAAUUAUUUCUGGGUUCAGAUGCUAACUGAGUCAUGAAUUCAUGCAGAUGUAACUUUUAUUGAUUUAGCUGCUGAUGUAAUUACUGGAACAUUUUGUUAAGAAUGUGAAUGACCUUUUAUCAUACACUAAUAUUAGUGUUGUAUUUACAAUUUAAUUUGUUUUCUUUUCCAUCAACCCGGUUAGGUUGCCAGAAGUGUGACUGUAUCUAAUAGAAUGUUGGUUACUAAUUGUUUUGGUGUGUAACAUUUGAUAUGUGAACAUCUUUAUAUGGCUUUCAGUCGUUACGGGUGCAUAUUCUUUGAUUAAUUCCCCAAUGGCUGUUAUUUUGUACAGAAAUAUCAAAAUACAACUUUGCUGUUAAUUAAAAAAUAGAGCUAUUGUCCUAUUUAUGAAUUAAUGCACGGUUAAGGUAGUUGGAAGUAAUACUAUGAAUUCUGACUGACCGAAAAUAGAACUUGCUGCAGAUAUUCUGACAGCAUAAAUAGGUUCUUUGUAUACUGUUACUCAGACAGAUUACAAGAAUUGUGGUGAGGUGACCACAGUGUGCCUCUAGGUAUUACUGGAUUUUGCAAUUUUUGUUAUUUAAAUUCAUUGUACUAUUUGCAGGUUAUUACAAUCUCCACCGCCCCUUGAAUUAAAGGCUUUAAGUUCAGUUAUUCUGGAGAAAGUAGCGAAUAUUCUUGCACUUGGGUGACUUUUAACUUUUGUUCAUGAAAGUUAAAGAUUAGUAUUUUCACCUGCGUGUCUUGUGUUUUUUUUAAAGAGGUGACAGUGAAUGAAAUUUUUAAGAACUUUUAAAAAAGAUUUUGAUAUUUCUUGCAGGUUUCAUUAUUCUCCUUGGCCUUGUCAUGUAUCACCAUAGUUGAGGGGGGGGGGGGGGGAUGUGAUAAAACAGAACAGCUUAUCAACCUUGUCAGGUUUUCUUAACUUCAAAUGUUGGAUAGAGGGGCUGAUGGUCAAAUGUUGGCUUUGUUUACAUUCCUCUCUAGCACAUAGUUUAACUGUUAGCACUAAAGCCUGUAAAAAUCAUCUUGCAUAAUUAUGAAAUGAAUGCAAUAACUUUUAAUGCUUUUUUGGUUUUGGGUCUGGUGUGCAUGGUUAUGUCCAUAUUCCCUUAGUAUUAGAGAUUCUAUAUAGUCAAAAUGAUAAAUUAUUUCCACUCAAAGUUAAACCUUGACACAUUAUACUAGAUUGUGAAGUGCUUUUCACAUCUGCCACUGCAGUGCACUGUUAAUUCAACUUGCACACUAAUCAUGUUUGCAAGUUCAUACCAGGAUACAACUAUGUAGAAAUCUGUUUUCUAUCCUUUUGAAAGUGGAUUUGAUUCAUAUAGUUGAACUAUUUUGCUGCUCAAUUGCUGACCAUUUUUAAAUUUGGAAAUGAUUAUUUGAUUUAAUUAUGUGCAUGCUGUAUAAUUCAGAAGCCUGAUUACAGCCUAACAUUGUGAAAUUAUUUCAAUUGUUGUUACUUAAUCUCUUGUCCAAACAAUUAAUUAUUCAGAUUAACUCUUUCUGUUAGAUGUAUUCAGUAAUAUUGUACUGCCUUGAGUUUCCUUCUGAUACGGAAUGUUCAAGGUUGCCCAUUUUCUUAUUCACAAUGAAUUUACUGAGGAACAGGUGGGAUAUGGAAAAAGAUGGGCCAUCUCAUUACACUUGGAUGACAGUUAAAAGUGCAUCAAGCAGUUCGGGGUUGGUCUAGAUUUUUUAAAAAUCUAGUGAAUUUUCCUUGUCACUAACCAAUUUGAGUACUAUUGGAUGAGAUUGUGCUUUCACUUUGAGAAAGAAGUAAUAAUCUUAAAUGUUAAAACAAUGAAUUUUCUUUCCUGUAAGCCUAAAAUACCACUAUAGUUUGUAGAUGCCUUUAGGUGAAGCUUAUUUUUGGAGAACAUUGACAGAACUGCAUAAUUUGAUUUAAAACUUGUGAAUGUCUUAAAUUUUGAUCACUACCUGUUAGCUGAGAUUUAACAAUAAAAGUGAAAUGAACUUG
Molecule: messenger RNA, 5439 nt
Organism: Stegostoma tigrinum
Lineage: Eukaryota; Metazoa; Chordata; Chondrichthyes; Orectolobiformes; Stegostomatidae
Gene: selenoi
Product: selenoprotein I
Exons: 10
Coding region: 148-1308 (386 amino acids)
Biological process (GO): phosphatidylethanolamine biosynthetic process
Cellular component (GO): endoplasmic reticulum membrane; Golgi apparatus
Molecular function (GO): ethanolaminephosphotransferase activity
Source: RefSeq, a predicted model, not a curated record